Messenger RNA from Penicillium cataractarum, 810 nucleotides. Its product is annotated as SDR family NAD(P)-dependent oxidoreductase. The coding region runs from base 1 to 810 and encodes 269 amino acids. The record is from RefSeq and is a predicted model, not a curated record. The transcript has 9 exons. Lineage: Eukaryota; Fungi; Ascomycota; Eurotiomycetes; Eurotiales; Aspergillaceae.
AUGCCUUACUCUUUACGGGGCCGCAAUGUCCUGAUUACCGGUGGUUCACGAGGUCUCGGUGCCGUGAUCGCCCGGAAAUUCGCCGCGGAAGGAAGCAAUGUCGCCAUCAACUAUGCAUCGAGCAAGGAGACAGCCGAUAAAGUCGCCUCGGAGCUUGCGGCCCAAUAUAACGUGAAGACAAUUGUUGUUCAGGGUGAUGCGGGAAGCCAGAGUGAUUGUAUCAAUGCCGUGAAAACCACCAUUGAACACCUGGGAGGUAUUGACGUUGUGAUUUCGAAUGCUGGCUGGACGAAGAUGACGAAAUUUGCGGACCUGGAUGCAAUGGACGACGCAGACUGGGAUAAGUGCUGGUCCAUCAACGUCAAGAGUAGCUUCCACCUUUUCAAGGCUGCUUUGCCUACUUUCAACGCCAACCCCGACGGUGGUGUCUUUAUCCUCACAUCCUCAACAGCGGGUGUUGUCCCCAGUGGCAGCAGUUUACCAUACGCUGUGACCAAGGCAGCCUGUAAGCACUCACUAUCAUCCUUGACGAACAAAGAACCCGCUGAUCACAAAUCCAAAGCAAUUCAUCUCAUGAAGAGCCUUGCACAAUCCCAGGGCCCCAAAAUUCGCGUAAAUGCCGUAUUGCCUGGUCUUCUGCUGACUGAAUGGGGCCAGCGCUUUUCUCCAGAGCAGAUCAAGGGCUGGACGGAUAGGACGGCACUCGGGCAUACGCCCGAGGUGGAGGAUACCGCAGAGGCAUAUCUCUCCAUUGCGAAGAACUCUUCUAUGACAGGCCAAGCUGUCCAAGUCGAUUCCGGAUUCCGCUAG